This is a messenger RNA of Pelodiscus sinensis (Chinese soft-shelled turtle), 961 nucleotides long. Lineage: Eukaryota; Metazoa; Chordata; Testudines; Trionychidae. The record is from RefSeq and is a predicted model, not a curated record.
AUGAAUGCCCCUGAGCUUCUCACAAGAAAUCACACAGAGAAAGACCCCAGGAAAUCUCCCAAUCACCUGGCCAGGCAGCUCAGAACUGUGCUGUCUUGUCUGGCUCAGAAGCCUGACCAGUAUAUCGAAGGGCAGGUGUUUGUUUUUCCCAAGGAAUCUGCUGAUGCUCAAGUGAUCCUGAACAUGAAUCACAAUGGUCCCCUUCAGAACUUUACCGUGUGUCUCAGAUACUUUACAGACCUGACCCGGCCCUACAGCCUCUUCUCCUAUGCGACCUGGGCCACAGACAACGAGAUCCUCCUCUUCAAAGACAAACCUGGGGUGCUCUCGCUGACUGUUGGGGGCGAAGAGGUGGUCUUCUCUUUCCCAGAAAACACAGGCUCAAGAGGUUCCUGGGAGCACAUUUGUGCCAGCUGGGAAUCUGCUACUGGCAUAGCCGAGCUCUGGGUGAAUGGCAAUCCCUUACCUAGGAAGGGGCUGCAGAAAGGCUACUCUGUCAGCAACCAGGGUGUGAUUGUCCUGGGGCAGGAGCAGGACUGCGUCGGAGGUGGGUUUUCUGCCAAACAGUCAUUUGUAGGGGAACUUACUGAUGUAUUUAUGUGGGACCUGGCCACCGCGACAGACGCUGUGUGGACUACCAGCGCUGAUUCGCAGUUGCCUCCCUCUGUCCUGAACUGGGGCACUUUGCAGUAUCAGAUUAAGGGCUAUGUGGUAUUGAAACCCCUGCUGAGAUAAGGGCCCUAUUGAAAUGGAGUCUGGCCUUGGGAACUGGGGUCUGGCCAUCUAACUCUAGACCCCAUGGGAGCAUGGCAGAGAAUAGCAAUGCACAUAGGCCUGUAGCUUCUGAGCAAAACUAGCAUUAACUUCUCCUCUUGUGACUCCUCCCCCAGGUGCUUGUGUCAUUUGGGUAUUUUCCUGUGUCCAAAGCCUGGUCUGACUUUGUAUCCCAAUAAAUGGUCUG